Molecule: messenger RNA, 792 nt
Organism: Solanum lycopersicum (tomato)
Lineage: Eukaryota; Viridiplantae; Streptophyta; Magnoliopsida; Solanales; Solanaceae
Molecular function (GO): zinc ion binding; nucleic acid binding
Source: RefSeq, a predicted model, not a curated record
AUGAUUGAUGUCACAAUUGUGGAAAAAAUAUUGUGCUCCCUGAUGCCAAAGUAUGACUAUGUCGUUUGCUCCAUUAAGGAGUCAAAAGAUAUAGAUGAGUUAUUGCUUGACGAGUUGCAAAGUUCCUUAUUGGUAUAUGAGCAAAAAAUGAACCGUAUUUCAUCGUCCGAAGAGCAGUCUUUAAAGGCUUCUACUAAUACUCGUGUCUCAAAUUUUAGAGGAAGGGAUAGAGGUAUAGGAAGAGGAGAUCGAGGAUAUAGAGAUGGAGGCAACACAGACGACAAUAGAAAUUUUAGAGCCAAUGAUGACCAUGGUAAAGGCAGAAGAAGGAAUUUUGAUAAAUCCAAAGUAGAAUGUUAUCGAUGUCAUAAAUUUGGUCAUUAUAAGUCUGAAUGUUAUACCAGGCUGCCUAAUGACAAGGAUGAGAAGUCAAAUUUUGCUAAAAGUAACGAAAUUGAGAUAUUGUUGAUGACAUUCCAAGGAGAGAAGAAACCUGAAAAAAAAUGUUUGGGUGAUAUUAAGGUUAGAGACAAGAAUGGUUUUGAAGAAAAAAUCUCAAAUGUAUUUUAUGUUCCUGCUUUGAAAAGCAAUCUUCUAAGUGUUGGUCAAUUGCAAGAAAAAGGAUAUGUUAUAACUAUUGAGAAAGGUGCAUGUGAGAUUUAUAAUCCUACUAGAGGAGCUAUUGUUGUGGUGAAAAUGAUUUCAAACAGAUUGUUUCCGUUGAGGAUACCGAAUAGUCACUGGUUGUUUGAAAGCAGAAGUUAUAGAUUCGUCAUGGUUGUGACAUUUUAG